AUGGCGGGCAUCUGGGAAACAACAGCCUUCACUUUUCGAGCAAUAAGCACUAAGCACCAACAAAGCAUCGGUGUCCUACUUGUGUUUCAGAUAUUCAUCCUCCUUGCCCCAGUUUGGGUUAAUGCAUAUGCCUACAUGACACUCGGCCGAAUGGUCCACUACUUCAUCCCCGACCAUUCCCUCCUCGGCAUGCCAGCCGUCACUUUAGCUGUCAUCUUUGUCGGUCUCGAUAUUGUGUCCUUUAUCAUUCAGCUCAUUGGUGGCAGCUUGGCCGGCCCUGGUUCGCCUCCGGAAGAGCAAUUGAAGGCUAUACACAUCUACAUGGGUGGUAUUGGUCUUCAAGAGUUCUUUAUCGUCAUUUUCAUCAUUCUCUGCAUUGCCUUUCAGCGCAAGAUGCACGAGAUUCGAGCUGAGAAGGGUAUCAAGGCCUUUGUCGCGUCAGACUGGGGCAAGCUUCUUUGCGCACUUUACUUUUCCCUCGCCAUGAUCUCUGUGCGCAUCAUUUAUCGUCUGAUCGAGUUCUCUGGUGGUGAGGGCCAGGACAAUCCUCUGGUGACACACGAGAUUUACUUUUAUAUCCUGGAAGCGGCGCCCAUGUUUCUGGCUUUGUUGUCGUUCAAUAUCGUUCAUCCUGGAAGAAUCAUGCAAGGUCCUCUCUCGGAUAUGCCUGAGUUGUUCUCAUUCAUCAAAGACAAGAUGCGGGGACGAAAGGGGAAGCAGUUGCUGGAUGAUCAGAGUGAUAGUAAUGUUGAGAUGGGCCAGCGCUAUGAACCGACCAGAACAUCUGGACCUUAUGUCGGUGAGCCAUCUAGAUAUGGUUGA
Messenger RNA from Fusarium graminearum PH-1, 822 nucleotides. RefSeq lists its product as uncharacterized. Gene Ontology annotation, cellular component: membrane. NCBI's taxonomy places the organism in Eukaryota, Fungi, Ascomycota, Sordariomycetes, Hypocreales, Nectriaceae. The transcript is spliced from 2 exons. The record is from RefSeq and is a predicted model, not a curated record. The coding region runs from base 1 to 822 and encodes 273 amino acids.